Molecule: messenger RNA, 2274 nt
Organism: Naegleria fowleri
Lineage: Eukaryota; Heterolobosea; Eutetramitea; Acrasida; Naegleriidae
Exons: 1
Coding region: 1-2274 (757 amino acids)
Molecular function (GO): protein phosphatase binding; protein phosphatase regulator activity
Source: RefSeq, a predicted model, not a curated record
AUGUCUGAACCAAGCAGUGUGUGGGACUUGUUUUCGGAAGAAGAGGUCUUUCAAUCCUUUGACACAAUUUUAGACAAUCCAUCAACUACUCUUGAAGAUGUUCUUGAUCAGGAUACUCUUCUUCAAGAGGUAAAAUCUCUCUCUCCGAAACUCAUUCAAUAUUUGACUUGUUCUAAAACUCUUCGUAAACUCAUUGAUUACAUCACCGUAGAACAAUACUUUGAGGAUGAUAUCAAGAGCUCAAGUGCCACCAAAAAGAACAAGCCAGCUAAUUUCUUUGAUGAUGAUUUUGGGUUUGAUGACAACUUUGGAAACCAAUUUUCAUCAUCCGAUAACAGUGCAAAUAGUAAAACCACCACCACCACGAGCAUAAGACAACAGGCCCUGCAAGAGGAGGAGAAGAUGAAGCAAGAGUUCCUUUCUGUUUCCAGUAUCAAGGAAAAACUCGACGAGCUGUCCAACAGACCUGAACUCAAAGCUCUCUACCAAUAUCCAUAUGUAGUGGGUGAGAUUUUCGGUUGCAGUGUCGACAAAAUCUCAAAUGCUCUUGUCCAUCAAACCGAAGAUGAAAACUACCAGCUCUAUGGAGAACGCUUUUUGGACUUAAUACUUGUCAAGUAUCUUCUUCUUAGAAAACCAUAUCAAAUUCCAAAGAACAGAAGUCUCUCUCAGUACUUGUUUAAAGCAUUGAAUGUACUGAUGGACAAGCCAGAAAAAUAUUAUACUGAUGUGGUCAAGAGAUUGAUGGAAAUUGUUGACGAUAGAGCUAUUCCAGCAAGUUUGAACGAAAUUAUUGAUGAAAACCUUUAUUCAUCAUCUGAAGUGUUACUAGAGAGUCUUUUCAUCAGAAACAUUGGUUUGUGUGGUAUUGAUAACAUUUUACUCAAAAUAUUAGGAAUGGAGUCAUCUAUUUUCCAAGAACAAACAGCAAAUAUGCAAGAUUUUGGAGCGGCAGGAUCAUUCUCAAGUUUUGCUAGCAGUUAUUCUUUCUCUGUUAAUUCAAACGACAAGUUUUCUGAAGAGGAAGAGGAAGCUCCAGAAAUGAAAAUCUACAAGUCAGUCCAAGAAUGGGCCUUUACAAAAUAUGGCCUAUAUUCAUCACUUUUGAGGAAACUAUCAUCAUAUGUUACUGAAACCAUUAAUGACGAAAUAUUAAUAGAGCUUGAGGAGGAACAAAAGAACAUUUUUUCUCUAUUGUCUGUCAUUAUAGAGAAGGCAUUGCUCAAGAGACCAGGUUAUUGCUUGCCAAGUAUUGAGGCUAUACUCUCUCCUACAAAUAUAAGAACAUUGAUAGACAUUAUUUUAAAGUGUGACACCAACAAAGGAGCACAAACAUCUCUGUUUAAUUUGGGUGUCACAUUUUUGAAACACUUACUCUCACAAGUGGUUUCCUCCAUUUCAUCAAUUUCCUCAAUGACAACCAUCGAAUAUGCCAACCUUUCAAUCACUGAUCAAAAGGUGUUGUCUCUUGGUAUUGAGGCCUUUAAAGAGCUUACUUCAUCAUCACUUUUGACAAAGUUCAUUGAUAGAUUACAAGUGGUACCACAAGUACACGAGGUUCAAGUUCUACAAUGUGGAGUACCUAUUGAACAUCCACUUGGAGAGUCACGCUUACUAAUUAUUGAAUAUGUCGAUUCAAUUUUACAUCAUUGCUCUUCUCUUGAAACUAGUUUACAUAAUUUACAAACUUCAAAGAACGAACGAGCUACUGACCUUCAAACAGCACUGUCAUCCAUAUUGACAACCCUCAAAACCAGAAAUGUCUCCCAUCAUAUCGUUCCAUUAUUCUUCCAAUAUGACUUCAAUUCUUUACUUCACAAACAAGUUCAUUUAAUGGUUAAAUCUAUUUGUAACCUAACCAUUACUGAACCAGUUGUAGCUGAAUUGAAGAAACAAUUAUUGUUCGACGAAACAUCAUUGUGUAAACGCAUUGUCGAAAAGUAUGAGAGCGUGAAAAAUGGUGUUGGUCAAACCUUCAAAGGAACAGUAGGAAUGGGAUAUUUAUUUGAAAUGGCAGAAAUAAUUCAGAAAUACAUUCCACAGUCCAGCAUUUACGCAACCACUAACGAAGAGUUGGACCAUUUGUUGACCUCCGUCAGCUCUUGGAAACCAUUCGUUGAUACCGCACUUAAAGAAUAUAUUUCGCUCAAAGAAAAAAAACUUGGUGGAUCAGCUCCAAUUGGAACCAAACCUCACAGUAAUUGGCACGUGGUGUCUGAAGGAAACUCUCAACAUAUGAGUGGUCUUCAUAUUGAUGAAGAGGAUACCUAUUAA